Molecule: messenger RNA, 1287 nt
Organism: Ichthyophthirius multifiliis
Lineage: Eukaryota; Ciliophora; Oligohymenophorea; Hymenostomatida
Product: katanin p60 subunit a, putative
Exons: 8
Biological process (GO): microtubule severing
Cellular component (GO): microtubule cytoskeleton
Molecular function (GO): ATP binding; microtubule severing ATPase activity; ATP hydrolysis activity
Source: RefSeq, a predicted model, not a curated record
AUGUAACCAUCACCAUAAUAGAUAUAAUAAUAAUAAUAGUUAUUAUAGUAACAAUAAUUCGAAUCAAAUUUAUUUUAUUAGCCUUAAAAGCCAGCAAAAGAUGUUUCUCCUAGAGACCCUGAUGUUUGGGAACCGCCAGCAAGAUAAGCUCCUUAAAAACCAAAGACUUCUGCUCCAUAAAAGAAAAUAAAUAAUCCUUAAUGUAAUAAUAAUUAAAAUAACAAUAAUAACAAAAGACGAAAUUAUGCUAAACCAUGGUAAAAUAAUGCAGUCGACAAUAGCAAUCCUAAGAAACAUUUAAUUGAUGAAAACGGGGAAAAGAGAAAAUCAUUUCUUAAUCAUUGUUAUCCAGAUGGAGUAGGUCCAGAUUCUGAUUUAGUUGGCAUGUUAGAAAAAGAAGUUGUAUGUUUUAACCCAGAUAUUAGUUUUGAUUAAAUUGCAGAGCUCGAUAAAGCUAAAGAAAUGCUUUAAGAAGCUGUCUUACUCCCUAUUUUAAUUCCUUAAUAUUUUAGAGGAAUUAGAAGGCCAUUGAAAGGAGUACUUAUGUUUGGACCUCCUGGAACAGGUAAAACUAUGCUUGCUAAAGCUGUCGCAACUCUUGGUAAGACAACUUUUUUUAAUGUUUCUGCUAGUAGUUUAGCUUCCAAAUGGAGGGGUGAUUCAGAGAAAUUAGUGAGGAUAUUAUUUGAAAUGGCAAGAUAUUAUGCCCCUAGUACAAUAUUUUUUGAUGAAGUAGAUGCUUUAGGUUCUAAGAGGACUGAAGGUGAAUGUGAAUCAAAUAGAAAAAUGAAAGCAGAAAUGCUUAUAUAAAUGGAUGGUGUUUCUAAUUCAUCAAGUGAUGAAAAAGAGAGAAAACAAGUAAUGGUAUUAGCAGCUACUAAUAGACCUUGGGAUCUCGAUGAAGCCUUAAGACGUAGAUUAGAAAAAAGAAUUCUAAUUCCUUUACCCUCUAUUUUAGGAAGAAAAUAAAUGUUUGAAAUAUGCAUGAAGAAAAUAAAUUGUAGAGCAGAUAUUGAUUGGGAUGAAAUAGUAAGAAAGACUGAAGGUUAUUCAGGUGCUGAUAUUGCAUUAGUAUGCAGGGAAGCUUCUUUCAUGCCUAUGAGAGAUAUAUUAAAAUAAGAAGGAGGUUUUAAAAAUAUAGAAAAUAUUAACAAUCUUGCAUAAAAUGGAGAAACGCCAUUAAGUUAAAGUGAUUUUGAAAGAGCAAUAAAAAAUGUAAAUAAAUCUGUUUCAAAUGAUGAUUUAGAAAAUUUUGAAAAGUGGAUGAUUGAAUUUGGAUCCACGUGA